Pteropus alecto (black flying fox) is the source of this 3537-nucleotide messenger RNA. It is a transcript of the gene CLDN19, whose product is annotated as claudin 19. Gene Ontology annotation, biological process: bicellular tight junction assembly; cell adhesion. The record is from RefSeq and is a predicted model, not a curated record. Gene Ontology annotation, molecular function: structural molecule activity. Lineage: Eukaryota; Metazoa; Chordata; Mammalia; Chiroptera; Pteropodidae. The coding region runs from base 1235 to 1909 and encodes 224 amino acids. The transcript is spliced from 5 exons. Gene Ontology annotation, cellular component: plasma membrane; bicellular tight junction.
UGGAGAUGGAAGGGGACAGCCAGGGGCGGAGGGGAGGGGGCUAGUGGGAGUGGGAGCAGGGUUGUGAUAUCCCCCCUGCACCCAUGGCCAAACUGAACUGAACGUGAGGGGAUUGCUAAUGAGCUGGAGGAGAGUUAAACAUUCCCCUGCUCCAGAGGGCUACAUUCCCCUGCUCCAGAGGGCUAAGCUGGGAUGGGAGAGAGAAGAGGGAGGUGGGCGCUAGGAGGGGGAAGCCUGAACCCCAGGAAUGUGCAGAGGCCACGGCUCCCUCCCCUCCAGGAUGCUCUGGAGCUGGGGGCCGGGGCCCAGUGCCUCCGGCCCCAGCAGGAGCUGCUAAGCCAGCCAACAGGGGAUUAACGAACGGGCUGAACAGUCUGCCUUCCUUCAGGCUCAUGCUGGAAGGUUGGUGCUAUUUCCUACCUCCCUGCCAGAACCUUUGCUGACUGGCAGCCGGGUCUGACCUAGCCUUGACGGGGCCCCUCUUCUGCCCCCGCAGAUCUCAAAGAGACCCCACAGUGUGUAUUCCCUAGUGUGGCCUCUUCUGUUUUGAAUACACAUGGCUCCUAGGUACCUUAGACCCCCUCUCCCUAAAACCUCUUCGCCAGUCCACUCUCCAUAUCUGCCUUCAGAGUCCUGUCCAACCCUGAGGUCUUACCUGCUGCAGACUGGAAUUCCAUUUCCUUUCUGUCCUUCAGUCAGAGAGACAGAAAGCCCCCAGGGUCAGAUCAGCCACGCAACAUCCAAGUCGUCAGCUCAGGGCUGGUUCUUGGGGUAGGAAUUAGAAUUUUAGGGCACUGGCAUCAGGUUCCUAAGUGGUUUCCCUGAGGAGGGACCCUGAGGACGAGCAGGGUCCCUUCUCCCAGCCCCUCCCUUCUCUAUCCCUGGGGGGUGGAGGCGGGGCGGAGCGGGGAGGGGGCACCCACCUGGGUCAAGGCCCCGCCCUUGCAGGGGGCUGGGCAGGAGCUUUGCUGGGGACCCUACCCUGGCUUAGGCAGCUGCUGUGGGCGGGCCCCUGGCCUUGCCAGCGCCUGGGCCUCCCCCUGCAUUCUAGAGCCCCAGCCGCUGCCUAUGCUGCUGCCUUGGCUGGGCUGCCACCUCUUCUUCUCAUUCUCUGACCACUGCUGCACUCCACCCCCCUGCCCAGCUGCUCCGCUCACCUGGCCAUGACCCCAGCUCCCCCAGGGACCCUGGCCCAGCCCUGAGCUCUGGGACCCCCAGCGCCCUCCCCUGGGCCAUGGCCAAUUCGGGCCUCCAGCUCCUGGGCUACUUCCUGGCCCUCGGUGGCUGGGUGGGCAUCAUCGCCAGCACAGCCCUCCCGCAGUGGAAGCAGUCCUCCUACGCUGGCGAUGCCAUCAUCACCGCCGUGGGCCUCUAUGAAGGGCUCUGGAUGUCCUGCGCCUCCCAGAGCACCGGGCAGGUGCAGUGCAAGCUCUACGACUCACUGCUCGCCCUGGAAGGUCACAUCCAGUCUGCACGAGCCCUGAUGGUAGUGGCCGUGCUCCUGGGCUUCGUGGCCAUGGUCCUCAGUGUCGUUGGCAUGAAGUGCACCCGGGUUGGAGACAGUAACCCCAUUGCCAAGGGCCGCAUCGCCAUCUCUGGGGGUGCCCUCUUCCUCCUGGCAGGCCUCUGCACUUUGACUGCUGUCACAUGGUAUGCCACCCUGGUGACCCAGGAGUUCUUCAACCCGAGCACACCUGUCAAUGCUAGGUACGAGUUUGGCCCAGCCCUGUUUGUGGGCUGGGCCUCUGCUGGCCUGGCCAUUCUGGGGGGCUCCUUCCUCUGCUGCACAUGCCCGGAGCCUGAGAGAGCCAACAGCAGCCCGCAGCCCUACCGGCCUGGCCCAUCAGCUGCCGCCCGAGAACCAGUUGUUAAAUUGUCUGCCUCCGCCAAGGGGCCCCUGGGUGUAUAAUGUCCAGGUCCCUAGCCUGACCCUGGUCCCUGCCAUACCUAGACUGUGUGUGUGGUAUUUUUUGGAAAGAAAAGUGAACAUCCAGCCCCAAGUGUGGUGUCAUUUGAUCCAUUCCUGGCGCAGCUAGGGUGGAGCCUGGCUCAGGGAGGUCAGAGCUGGUCCCUGAGGUUGUUGGGCAUAAAGAUGGGGAGACAGAGGUCCAGGGUGGGUUACACAGCACAUCCAAGGCUGAUCAGGCCUCCUGCCCCCUGCCCAGUAACCUCCCCAGCAUGGCUUGGGUUAGUACCAGGACCCAUCCUGAGGCCUGGCCCAGUGCUGGGAGCCAGCCCUGGGAUUGGGGAGCCCCCAGUCUGGAGAGAGACACAACCCCACCCAGGUUGCUUUGCUUGCCCCUGGGAGCCCUCCUGGGAGAGGGGAAAGUCCCUGGGAGGCCCUCCAGCUGGCUUCUGAGGAUCAGAGCUGAGCGGAGGGAAAAACUUCAGGCGCUCACUAAGAGGAGAAGGGACUGGGGAAGGAUGUUAGGGCCUUUCAGACAUUAGGACUGUCCUGAGCAAGGCUGGAAGCUCCAGCUCUGCUCCCACACCAAUGCUGCCCGCUUUCCACACCCACCAGUCCUCCUCUCCAGUCUGCUGGGGCCUGCUACAUCCCGCUCCUGAACCGGGGCAGGGAGGGGGUGGCCCGAGGCUACCUGAAACUGCAGCUGGAGCUCCAUCCUCACACAGAGGUACUGUCAGAGCCAGAAGGGCUUUUGGUUUCGAAGUACAGGUAACCACCCCUUUAGUCUAGACGCGGGUGACGUCCUCAGAGGAAUAUCAAGAAAAUUAACCCAGAUCAGCUCCUCCUCUCAUGCUCAGGCCUCUCCCACCCCAAAUGUCCUCCCUGGACUCUGAGUCGCUCUCUGACCGCUCUCUCAACUGGAAAGAGCUGACAGUGACUGCCUCUUGCCUUCCCUAAGCCCUCCUCAGCCAGUUCCGUUCUGGCUUCCUCCAUCAUCUUCUGACCACAUCUCCCAUCAAAUCACAGAUCCCAAGGACAUAGCUCAGCGUUCACAAGCUUGCCUCUGAGAGGUGAAGUCAGACAAGAUGACUGUUGGGGGCACUAGGGCGGGGCAGGAGGAUGGGAGGAGAGAAGAGCUGCUGUAGGGUAAUUGGCGUGGGGCUCUGGCCUGGCAGCUGCCGCACUUCCGUGGGAAGCCUUAGGCGUGGCUGUUUCAUGAGACCUGUCCAGCCUCUGGCCAGAGGGGGUGGACACCUGAUCCUAAAUGGGUUUAGCAGAGUCCUGACCCUCUCCUCCCAAUUAUGAAUGAAAACUGUGAGAGUCCCUCUGGGGGCCUGAGCUGUAAGUCAGCUGUUUUCACCCCUGGGUAUGUAUUUGACACAUCCCAACUUAAAUUGGCCUGGGAACGGUCUGAGUUCAGGCAGAUCCCAAGGGAUUGCAACAUGUGGUAAGCACUGAGGCCUAAAGUUGGGGCUACAUUUCUCACUACUUUGAAGGGGGUCUCGGAGGGAAAAAGCCACCCUACAAGAAGCGAGGAAAGCUGAGAAGCAGCUCUGCCUUCUUCUACCUUUCCUGAGACCAGCUGUUCCAUGCCACAUCCUUCCAAUAAAUGACCCCUUUUGCUGAGAUAA